Laccaria bicolor S238N-H82 is the source of this 897-nucleotide messenger RNA. RefSeq lists its product as uncharacterized. The transcript has 4 exons. The record is from RefSeq and is a predicted model, not a curated record. NCBI's taxonomy places the organism in Eukaryota, Fungi, Basidiomycota, Agaricomycetes, Agaricales, Hydnangiaceae. The coding region runs from base 1 to 897 and encodes 298 amino acids.
AUGCCUGUCUACGUGGGAAAAUCAGUAUAUUACCGUCUGUACACCAAACUCGGUGCAUUUGAAUCGAAUCACGCCCUCUACCAGAACGACCGUUUCAUUGGCCGCAUUCCGUCGAAAUUGUUUGCCCCUCCUCACAUGGUCGCGUCUUUCAGGCGGACCUUGUGCAAACUUGAGGGCCUCUCGGAGCCCGACAAGGCCCUUGUCUUCACACCGCUCUCAAGCCCAGCACCCAAAGAAGACUCUGCCCGCCUCUCUCUUUAUGGUCCUUCUGGGCCAGGCCUGUCUGAACAAGAUCCGAUCGCGCUGGUUGUCGAGUUGGAGAAGAGAAUCAAGGACGUUACACAGCCGGAGAAGCUCCCGGAACGCUCUGAUGAUACCGAUAUCCAUUACGGCAAUGCACUCAGCAGCUUCGCAGUAUACUAUCGUGUUUACUCAGCAGAAGGAGAAGGAGAUGAAGAAAAGGCAAAGACAUCCUUUGACGAGAGUGACAUAUCGUUAGGGCGCAUCAACGCCGUCUUCAUCGCUCCCCCUCAUACUGCUGGGUCUUUGAAAGCAUGCAUCACAAAAGCUGAAGGCCUCGUCACACCCGGUCAUGCGCUCUACAAGGACAUGGAACUCUUCCAAGACAUGACUAGUGACACUGCCAUGAACGACACCGACAUCAUAUCCUUCCAAGAUGACGCUUAUCCGGGUAGUGAUGAAGAUGAUCCCGUAGCCCUUGUCAAUGCAACCGCCGAUACAGCAGCGGAUCAAAAGGCUAAGCCUACAUCAGAUAAAGUUCUCAGUGAAUAUCCACUAGACACUGCAGCAACAAACUGUGCUUUUCCAGAUGGACCAGAUCCAAAAUUCACGAAACGUGCUCGGGCAAAGCGUGAUUGGAUACCCCAUAGCACCUGA